AUGGCAAAGCUCUAUCUGCCCACAUUCCUCCUCCUCAUUUUUCUGUCCUCCGUUGUCCUCCUGGUGCUUGCCCUUCUGCCCUCUGUCACCCCCUCAUUUGCUUUAGCGUCUUCCUCUCACCCCUCACUUUGGUCGUCACCCUCCUGCGGUCCGGGUCAAUCCUGGGCGGUCCGGCUCCACGCUGGCUUUCAUUAUGAGCAAGAAGAUGGUGAACACGGUGCUGUGCACUUGGAUGGGAUAGCCAACAAGGUAGCAGAGCAGGCCGGGUUGCACAACCAUGGCCAGAUAGGACAGCUGGAAGGCCACUACUUGCUGUGCUCUUCAAAGCCCGGUGCUGGGUCUGUGGAACACAUCAGGAGAAAAGCUGUCCGGCCUGAGGACAUUUUAGCAGGACACCCUCAUGUCAUGUGGUACUCUCAGGAGAGAGUGCUCAGCCGCUCGAAGAGAUUGAUGGCCUUCAACGACCCCAACUACCCCAAACAGUGGCACCUGCACAAUGACGUCAAUAAGGGUAUGGAUAUCAACGUGACAGGAGUGUGGGAGCGUAAUAUCACCGGCCAGGGAGUCACAGUGGUGGUGGUUGAUGACGGGGUGGAGCACACCCAUCAGGACAUUCAGCCAAAUUAUAGUCCAGAGGGCAGCUAUGACCUAAACUCAAAUGAUCCAGACCCCAUGCCUCACCCUGACAUUCACAGUGACAAUCACCACGGGACUCGAUGUGCUGGAGAGAUUGCAGCUGUUCCUAACAACAGCUUCUGUGCUGUGGGAGUGGCCUAUGGCAGCAAAGUAGCUGGUAUCAGGGUCCUGGAUGGCCCACUGACAGACAGCUUGGAGGCUAUAGCCUUUAACAAGCACUACCAAAUUAAUGACAUAUACAGCUGCAGUUGGGGUCCAGAUGAUGAUGGACAUACUGUUGACGGACCUCAUCCUCUGGGCAAGGCAGCACUGCAGCACGGGGUGAUUGCAGGCAGACGAGGCUUCGGGAGCAUCUUCGUGGUCGCCAGUGGUAACGGGGGACAGUACAACGACAACUGCAACUAUGACGGCUACGCCAACUCCAUCUACACCAUCACAAUUGGAGCAGUCGAUGAGAAAGGCAAGAUGCCGUUCUACGCUGAGGAGUGUGCGUCUAUGCUGGCUGUCACUUUCAGCAGUGGGAGGGGCUCUUUGAGGAGCAUUGUGACUUCAGACUGGUCCAUGCAGCGGGGUACAGGCUGUACAGAGGGCCACACCGGUACAUCUGCUGCAGCACCCCUGGCAGCGGGAAUGGUGGCCCUUAUGCUGCAGGUCCGGCCCUGCCUCAGUUGGAGGGAUGUCCAACACAUCAUCACCUUCACUGCUACCAAGUGUGACAAUAGCGCAGACUGGAAAGUGAACGGGGCAGGUUUUCAUCACAGCCACCAGCACGGCUUUGGGCUGCUCAACGCGUGGAGGCUUGUUAAUGCAGCCAAGGUGUGGGAGUCGGUGCCGUUUCUCUUGUCCUAUCAGAGCUCAGUAAUAAAGGAGGAAGCCAUCCUGACUUAUCCCCGUGAGCUCAUCCUUACCUGGGAAGUGUCUGCUGCCGACCUGAAACAGUCUGGCAUGGAGACUCUGGAGCACGUGGCCGUCACUGUGACAGUAGCCCACCCUUGCCGUGGCAAUGUGGAGUUUGUGUUGGUCUGCCCCAGCGGUAUGACAUCAGUCAUCGGGGCUCGUCGUGCCAUUGACAGAGAUAACGCAGGCUACCAGGACUGGACUUUCUCCACUGUGCGCUGCUGGGGGGAGAGGGCCAAAGGCCUCUACACCCUCAAGAUUUCUGACCACAAAAAUGGAUUUUCUGACCAGUGUGCUGCCGUGGGAGUGCUAGAGCAAAGGAAAUUGACUCUGUAUGGCUCAUCUAUGACCUUCAGCGAGGUCAAGGAGAGGCAGAGGCUGGUGGAGGAGGCAAUGAGUGGGAAGUAUCUGGACAGCAGGUACUCUCUGCCCUGCCCUCCGGGCCUGGACCUCCCUCCGGAGAUCACCAAGCCUUUCACGUCCAACAACCUCAAGUUCAUGCUGUUGCUUGGCUGUUUUGCUCUCUUCUGGUCCCUCUACUACACACUGGAGGUCAUGAUGGCCCACCUAGACUUCAGGGGUCUUCUCUGCAUGCCCAGGAAACGGGGUGGUCACCGGGGCAGGAGGGGGCGACAAGGGAAAGGCGUGGAGGAAGCGUUGAUCGGGGAUGAGAAGGGGGAGGAAGAGGAGCAGGACUCAGGGGUGGAGUUACAGGCAGUGCUGGACUCUAAUGUCAAAGAGCCGCUUGCUAGUGGGGAGCGGCUGGCAACAUAGCACUGAGCCAGAGAGAGGGUUGAACCCCUCGCACUUUAAGUCCUCAUAGGACGUCUCAGGCUUUCACCUUCUCCCCGCUUUCACACCUAGCCUCCUACACUUCUUCUGACCACAUUCAACUUCCAGCAGUAGUGUUGGUGGGUCAGACAGUGAACUUGUUUGUCCUUCUCUGCAUUCCCCAUAAGAGUGGCCUUCAAGGUGUUUGUACUGAGCAUGUGUGUGUGUGGGUUGGUGUGCAUGUGUCUCUUAACAAAAGUGAUCUCAAUUUUUCAGGGGCACACUGACAGGAAAUCUCUGGUUAAAAUUCCUGUAAAGUAAGUUAAUGUAAAGGUCUCUAAUGGUCUAAUAGGAUCUAAUAGGGUAUAUCUCCUGGUUUAAUUACAUGUGUGAAAGUGUUUACAGGCUCAUAUCUAUUUAAAAUGUAUCCCCAAAGAAGAGCUGAGCUUACAGAUUGGUGGGACGCAACAUGGGUAUGACUGUGGAUUAAAAAAAAUAUGAUGUGCAAUUAAAAAAAAAAAAAACGGUAUGAAAAUUUUUGAGUGAGUGUGAGAAUAUGAUUGUGAUUGUGCUUGUAAUAUGCAAGGUCUUCCAUGGAAAAAGUGACCUAAAAUGUGAGGCUUCAAGUGGGUACUGUAUUUCAGUAAUAAGAUUUCUUUUCUAAGGCAUCACUUUAUGCAUCUAUUUUUUUAAGCCUGGUGUUCUCUGUGGCUUAUCCAACCUACUACUGAAAAUUAAAAAAAUAAACUUGAAAUGGACAUUUUCCAGUGGGAGAUUUGUAAGUCUGUUUUUUUUUUUUUUUGUUUGUUUUUUAUAAACUAUAAUAUAUACACAAUGUGUGCCUGCUGUACAGAAGUACUAUGCUGAUGUUUGUACAGUGUUUGUUUUUUUUUUUUAAAGGAAUGUAUUAAAGACGUAUAAUUUUUUAAUGUAAACAGAGUGUUUGGAGUGACAUUGAAAGCGGUUUUGCUGUGCUAGUCACAGGCAGUUUCAAUGAGAAUAAAAGGCUGUUGAUUGAA
Messenger RNA from Archocentrus centrarchus (flier cichlid), 3323 nucleotides. RefSeq names its product proprotein convertase subtilisin/kexin type 7 (gene pcsk7). Gene Ontology annotation, biological process: protein processing. Gene Ontology annotation, molecular function: serine-type endopeptidase activity. The coding region runs from base 1 to 2307 and encodes 768 amino acids. The record is from RefSeq and is a predicted model, not a curated record. Gene Ontology annotation, cellular component: trans-Golgi network; Golgi membrane. Lineage: Eukaryota; Metazoa; Chordata; Actinopteri; Cichliformes; Cichlidae. The transcript is spliced from 16 exons.